AUGGCGACAGCUACUGGAAUGGCCCAGAAUUCAGAUAGCGAUCUAGCGUCAGCAUCGGAUGCCAUCGAUCAAAUGAUUUCGAUGUCGAUUGCAAAUCAUAACCCUGAUGUCAAUAAUCAAAAUUCAGAUAAAACAAUAAUAGAACAAACGAAUAUUACUCGUCAGAAUUGCCCUCCAAGUCGUUUUCGUACAAUUGAAUACUUAAAACGACUGACAUGGACGAAUAGUGGUCCCGAACAGUUAGAACGUGCCGAAAUGAAGGUCUUAGAAACAUUGAAAAGCCAAUUUCAAGGCCGUUCCAUUCCUGUAUGCAACGGUACACAAAAAAUCUGGACUAUCUAUUCGAAUAUAACUUCGAAAAAUUAUCCUCUGGUACUCGUUCAUGGUUUUGGUGGUGGUGUUGGCUUAUGGAGUUUGAACCUUGAUCAGCUAUGUAGCGACCGUCCGGUUUACGCUAUAGAUUUGCCUGGUUUUGCCCAUAGUAGUCGCCCAGUGUUUAGUCUUGAUCCAUUAGAAGCUGAAAAACAAUUUGUAGAUAUGAUAGAAGAAUGGCGAAUCGGAAUCGGACUGAAUGAACCGUUUAUAUUACUUGGUCAUAGUUUCGGUGGCUUUCUAAGUACCUCAUAUUCAAUACGGUAUCCAACAUAUGUUAAACAAUUAGUUUUGGUCGAUCCAUGGGGUUUUGGAUAUAAACCACCUAAUUGGCAAACGUCGCCCAUGCAACGUAUUCCACCGUGGUUAAGAUCGUUUUCAUCCGUGAUGAUGAAAUUUUCUCCAUUAGCUGGUCUACGAGCAGCAGGGCCGUUUGGUAUUCGAAUCAUGAAGUACUUUCGGGCCGAUCUGCGAAACAAAUUCGAAACACUUUUUGACGACGAUCGAAUCCUAGUUUAUUUAUAUCAUUGUAACGUUCAAAUUCCAACGGGUGAAGAAGGCUUUCGAACAAUAAGUGAUUUACUAGCGUGGGCGAAGCGACCUAUGCUUGAUAGAAUCGAUGAAUUAGAUCCACAAAUACCCGUGUUUUUUCUCCAUGGUGAACAAUCAUGGAUCGAUAUUGAAUCAUCCGUCUGCGUACAAUCAAAGCGUUCGAAUGUCUCUGUCGAUAUGAUUCCACAAGCCGGUCACCACGUUUAUGCUGACGCACCUGUGGAGUUCGAUGCGUAUUUAAAACGUGUUUUAUUUAAUAAAUAA
Molecule: messenger RNA, 1188 nt
Organism: Adineta ricciae
Lineage: Eukaryota; Metazoa; Rotifera; Eurotatoria; Adinetida; Adinetidae
Source: the annotation of a GenBank genome assembly